GGGGAAUCCCCAAAACAGAAGUCUUCUAUUUCAUGAUUUUUGAUUGGUGUGAUAUGUUAUACUAAGACACAAAAUAAGGAAAGAAAAAACAUAAUUAACCCCGUUUUUAUAGUCUAGAGAGGUUUAGAGCCCUUGCAGUAUACAAUGUCGAGUCAGUCAGUCAAGAGAAAGGGUGGUAAGCCAAACCGCGGAGGAGGCAGAUUCAACAAGCCCAGCGGUGGGAGAGGUGGAGCCGGGGGACGUGGCAAAGGAGGAGGACCAGGCUUUAGUAGGAAAGGCACAGCAGCAGUUUAUGAUGACGGAGGACCACUGGUUGUUCCUAGCCAAAAUAAUGACAGUCCCGAAAGGUCCUUUGCCCAUCAUUCAAGUUCAUUUACUAGGAGUAAGGUCAACAUGCAGAAGUUAUACAUGAGCAAUGAGAACCAAGACAUGGUGCGUGAUGUCCUGUCUCAGCUACACAGGAAUGAGACAACAGGUGAUGGUGAGUACAGUGAGCUUGACCAGCGCUAUACGAACCAAUAUUGGAUGAACGAACCAAAGUUGAUAAUCGAGAGUGUCCAUGUGAAUGACUUCGAAGCAGCCAGAGAUGGUGUGGAGGAAAAACGACCAGAGGAACUUUAUGGAUAUGGAUUGAAAAAGCUUCAAAGAUACGGUUUUGCCAAGACACGUUGUGUGGAUGCGUUAGAGCAGAGUGAUGGUGACAUUGGUGCAGCCUUGGAAUUUCUCUUGACAAAAAUGGCAGAAAAAUACAUGCAGACUUCUUGUGAAGCUGAGACAACGCCAGAAGAGAUACAGGAGCAACGCCAGGAAGAAAUGAUGGCUCUAGAAUCAAUUUAUGGUGACGACUUCAAGGAAAAAAUUGCCGAUAAAAUUUGGACACUUAAGAUGGAACUUCCUGCAUUGAAUGAAGUCAUCGAAUCACGAGAUGCAGCUGCUAAGAAAAAAGCCUUAGAAAGACUUCCGGUGGAUAACAGAGAAGUUUGUAGAUUCUUUUUACGCGGGAAUUGCAAAUUUGGGCAUCGAAACUGCAGGUAUAAGCAUGUGAUAGAAAAAGAAAAGGUCCCACAGGCUGUUUUGACUGAAAGUGAUAUGGAAACGAUGUAUGAAGUUGAAGUGCGUUUUCCCCAGGAUAACAAGUAUCCAUUUCAAUGUCCAUUGGUCGCUUUCUAUAGCACAAACGAUAAACUUCCGAGUUAUGUUUGCCUCAACUUGUCCUGUAGACUUAUGCAAGAGGCUCAGAACUAUGCUCAAGAUGGUUUACCAGCUGUUUUUUCUCUAGUGACUCUAUUAGAAAACCCUGAUGAACUUGAGGAAAUAUUUAGUCUUCCACGCCAUCCGUUCAGCUCUCCGGCACCUGUGAUAACAAACCAAACUGCUGCAAAAAGAGACCGGGUUGAUCGUGUCCGUGCUUCGAUUGAUGCGCUUGAUGUUGAUGAUGUCACCGUGGACCAGGAUGAAGAAAGCAGUGAUUCUGAAAGCGAGGCUGAAGCAGGGAAAUCGCCAAGUAGGGGAGUUAAGACUCGACCGUCUGGACCCCCACGUUUGUCUCCUGGAGAGAUUUUGAAGGAGGACAAGCAUCUCAAGUCGCACUUCCAGAGGAAGAAGACUCAUAGGAAUUACUUGAAAAUGCAGGAGACGAGACAAAAGUUGCCUGCUUGGAAGAAGCAGGAAGAGAUUUUGUGGCUUCUCAGGAACAACCAAGUUACCGUUGUCAGUGGAAUGACUGGGUGCGGUAAAACCACCCAGGUCCCACAGUUCAUCCUGGACUCGUAUCUGACGUCGUCCAACCCAAAUCUAUGCAAUAUCAUCUGUACACAACCAAGAAGAAUCUCGGCGAUGGCAGUCGGCGAACGUGUCUCGGAGGAGAGAAGUGAAAAGUUGGGAGGCAUAGUCGGAUAUCAAAUACGUUUAGAAUCUAGAAUGUCCAAAUCCACACGUCUUUUAUUCUGUACGACGGGUAUUCUGCUGCGGAGGCUGGAAAGUGACACGAACCUUGAUGGGGUGACACACAUUAUCGUGGAUGAAGUUCAUGAAAGAAGUGAAGACAGUGACUUCCUGAUCAUGGUUCUCCGGGACUUGCUGAUGAGAAGAAAUGAUCUCAAAUUGAUUUUGAUGAGUGCCACUCUCAAUGCUGACCUGUUCUCGAACUACUUCAAUGGUUGUCCUGUCAUUGACAUUCCAGGGAAAACGUUUCCAGUGGAUCGAUACUUUCUUGAAGAUGUCAUUGAAAAUACAGGGUUUGUAAUGGAGGAACACUCCCCUUAUGCCAGACCGGUGAAGUUUUCCAAUACAAGGAAAUUUGAGGAAGACAUCAAUGAGGAGCUUGAAUCUCUUGCACUAGUGCCGAGAAACUCGCAGGUCAGAGACAACAUACAGGAUCAGAAUCUUCGGAUACAGGACUUGUUUGUGAGGUACUCAGACUAUAGGAAAUCUACUGUGAAGGUGUUGGCGACCAUGGACUUUGAGAAGAUUAAUUAUGAUCUGGUCGAACUGCUGUUGGAGUGGAUUGCGGAGGGAGACCACGAGUAUCCCCGUGGUGGUGCUGUGCUUGUCUUCUUGCCAGGCUAUGCAGAAAUAACUACAAUGUUUGAACAACUGAUGUCAAAUCGCCUCUUUGGAAAGAAACAAAGAUUUUCAGUCAUACCACUUCAUUCAUCAUUGUCCAGUGAAGAGCAGCAUAUCGUUUUCAACCGUCCACGUGAAGGAGUCACCAAAAUCGUUCUUGCUACAAAUAUUGCUGAGACGUCCAUUACUAUAGAUGACAUCAUAUAUGUGAUUGACUGUGGCAAAAUGAAGGAAAAACGAUUUGAUCCGUCCAAAAGUAUGGAGAGUCUCGAAACUGUUUGGGUGUCGAGGGCCAAUGCAAUCCAGCGGGAGGGGCGCGCUGGCAGGGUAGCUUCAGGCGUCUGCUUCCACUUGUUUACAUCACAUAGGUUCACUCAUCACUUCAGGGAACAACCUAUCCCAGAAAUCCAAAGGGCCCCACUGGAGCAAAUAGUGUUGAAGAUCAAGAUUCUGGAUUUGUUUAAAGAUUGUGACACUGAGGAUGUCCUGCACAGGCUCCUUGAACCACCCUCACAGGAAAACAUCCACUUUGCCAUGAAACGUCUGCAAGACUUGGGAGCCCUUGAUGAAGAAUGGGGCCUCACCCCACUUGGAUACCAUCUUGCUUUCCUGCCUGUGGAUGUGAGGAUAGGGAAGCUGAUGUUAUUUGGUGCUAUCUUCAGAUGCCUAGAUCCUGCCUUGACUAUUGCUGCUAGCCUCAGCUUCAAGUCACCAUUUGUGGCUCCAUUUGAUAAGAGAGAUGACGCCACAAAGAAGAAACUGGAGUUUGCCACUGGCAACAGUGAUCACCUGACAGUAUUACAGGCUUACAAAGGCUGGGUCAGAGCUGGCAAGGGUGGAAACUAUGUAUCAUACUGCUAUUGUCAAGAGAACUACCUUUCUAUUAAGACAUUUCAGAUGUUGGCCAGCAUGAAGCGCCAGUUUGUGGAGCUGCUGUCAGAUAUUGGUUUCAUCAAGAGGGAUUUAUCUGCAAGAGAUAUAGAGAAGGCAGCCAGAGAUGGAGGAGAUGGUGUCAUUGAAUCUACAGGAUUUGAGGCAAAUUCCAAUUCGGAAAACAUCCGUCUGGUUCAGGCAAUGUUGUGUGCAGCUCUCUACCCCAACAUAGUGCAGGUUAUGACCCCAGAGCAGAGAUAUGUGGAGACAGGAGCAGGUGCUAUACCAAAAGCACCAAAGCCUGAAGAUCUCAAGUUCAAGACCAAGGCAGAUGGAUAUGUUAACAUCCAUCCCUCGUCCGUGAACUUCCAAGUGCGGUACUAUGAAAGCCCGUAUCUUGUCUACCAUGAAAAGGUCAAGACAUCAAGGGUAUUUCUUCGGGACUGCAGCAUGGUCUCGCCAUACUCCCUGGUCUUGUUUGGAGGAGGAACGGUCUCCAUCGAUCUAGAUCGCCUCCAGUUCAUUCUCUCCCUAGAUGAAGGCUGGAUACGAUUUCAGGUACAAUCUCUUCAGGUUGCUGAACUGAUUCGAGAAUUACGACAGGAACUAGACCAGAUGUUGGAGGACAAGAUUGAGAACCCCGACAUUGAUUUGUGCUUGUGCACGAAAGGCAGCAUGAUCAUCAGUGCAAUUAUAAAACUUGUUACAACACAGUGAUACUGGUCUUGCAUGUCUUGUCACAGAAGAAUUUACAUUUUUCGCCGACACAGUGAAUGAUUCAUGAGCAUCACAGUGCUAUAACUGACUCACAACGUCAACAUAUUUUAAGAAUAUGCGAGAAGAGUCUGUCAAGAGGAAAUGAACAUUCAAUUCGAAAUAGUGUAUCCGAAACACAAGGUAUUUCAUUUGCCCUUAUAAAUUUACUUCCGAGAAAUCACAAGUCUGUGCUUCAUAGGGAAUGUUGCAACCAUGUCUUUCGAUACGAUGGAUUAAAGUUUUGACCUAUCAGAUUAUAGUCUUUAUUGUUCAUUUUUCUGGCCUGAUGUUAUCAAGUCAUAGGUGGGGGGUUUUCGCGAUACUCUUAAUUUGCUUCCGUGGACGUUUUCAUCCAGAUAUUGUCAGGACGCAACUAAUACAGCAAGGUAUCAAUAUCUAUUCUAAAGGCUUGAACUAAACAAGGACAAUACAAUUCAACUGCUUUUUGGACCACUUCCACAUUUUGCACCAACCAUGCCAUCAGAACAAGGCAGGUACAUGCAGUUCGAGGUCAACAUGGUGUGGACAUAUAUA
Molecule: messenger RNA, 4728 nt
Organism: Lineus longissimus
Lineage: Eukaryota; Metazoa; Nemertea; Pilidiophora; Heteronemertea; Lineidae
Product: putative ATP-dependent RNA helicase DHX57
Exons: 23
Coding region: 145-4155 (1336 amino acids)
Cellular component (GO): intracellular anatomical structure
Molecular function (GO): RNA binding; helicase activity; ATP binding
Source: RefSeq, a predicted model, not a curated record